This is a messenger RNA of Diospyros lotus (date-plum), 3591 nucleotides long. RefSeq names its product glutamate receptor 3.4-like. The transcript has 8 exons. Gene Ontology annotation, molecular function: glutamate-gated receptor activity. Bases 483 to 3299 code for a protein of 938 amino acids. Lineage: Eukaryota; Viridiplantae; Streptophyta; Magnoliopsida; Ericales; Ebenaceae. The record is from RefSeq and is a predicted model, not a curated record. Gene Ontology annotation, cellular component: plasma membrane.
UCACUGGUUCUCCACCCAUAUAGCACUAAUUUUUACAUCUUCUUGUCUUUCCAACUUGUUUAUUUUAGUAGAAAUGCUCUGUCUAGUCAUUGUGAGCUUGGUUGAUAGUACAAUAAUGGGGGGUUUGAGUGUUUCCGUAUUGGAUAUUAUAUUAUUUUGUGAAAUUUCCGCUGGUUCCCCAUGUGGGUACCAUGGCUGAGUAUCCAAGUUGGUUUAGAAUUUCAGAGUUUGAUUAUUCCCGUAUUGAGAACUAUAUAUAUUCUUCUGUAAAACCUGGGCUGGUUCUCCAAGUUUCUCUGCCCUAGGUUUUUGAUUGAUGAUGGUAGUGUGUGAAUAGGUACUCGGUAUUGUGGGAAUCUUAUCCUCCAUCCCCAAGCUUUUGUGAAGUUAAGCUUCAUCCCGUAUCGGUUGAUAGGUGCUUGAUUUUUACGCACUGAUUAUCUAAGCUGAAGAUUGGUCACCAAUUGCUUGUUUGCAUUAAAAUGGAGAUCGGCCUGUUGAUUAGGAGAGCGCUGGUGGUGGUGGUGUUUUGCGUAUGGGUGCCCAUGGAAGUGAUGGGCAAGGAUGGUAAUGCUAGCCUGUCUUCUGCAAGGCCGAGUGCCGUGAAUAUUGGAGUUCUGUUUACCUUCAACUCUGUUAUUGGGAAAGCGGCGAAGCCAGCAAUUGCAGCUGCUGUUGAUGAUGUCAAUUCUGAUUCCUCUGUUCUUCAUGGAACAAAGUUGAAUCUCGUUUUGCAUGAUACUAAUUGCAGUGGGUUCAUUGGAACUAUAGAAUCUUUAGAGCUGAUGGAGAAAGAUGUAGUCGCUAUAAUUGGCCCUCAAUCCUCUGGAAUAGCCCACGUUAUCUCCCACAUUGUUAAUGAACUUCGCAUACCAUUACUGUCGUUUGGGGCAACAGACCCCACACUUUCUGCAUUGCAGUUCCAAUACUUUAUCCGUGGGGCACAUAGUGACUAUUACCAGAUGUAUGCAAUAGCUGAUUUGGUUGAAUUCUAUGGCUGGAGGGAGGUAAUUGCCAUUUUUGUUGAUGACGAUUACGGAAGGAACGGGAUUUCUGUAUUAGGUGAUGCCCUUGCAAAGAAGCGUGCCAAGAUUUCAUACAAGGCUGCCUUUACACCUGGAGCCCCUAGAAGUGACAUUAAUGAUUUGUUAGUUGGAGUAAACCUUAUGGAAUCUCGGGUUUACGUCGUUCAUGUAAAUCCUGACUCUGGUCUGACAAUUUUUUCUGUGGCAAAGCAACUUGGGAUGAUGAGCUCUGGAUAUGUUUGGAUUACAACAGAUUGGCUUCCUUCCGUGUUAGACUUGUCUGAAUCACCUGAUCCUGAGACAAUGGAUCUCCUGCAAGGAGUUAUUGCUCUUCGCCAUCACACACCUGAUUCUGAUGCAAAAAAGAAAUUCAAAUCUAGGUGGAAAAACUUGAAAUAUAAGGCCACCUCAAGCUUCAACUCUUAUGCUCUAUAUGCUUAUGAUUCUGUUUGGAUAGUUGCCCAUGCACUUGACAGCUUCUUCAGUGAGGGUGGAAAUGUCUCCUUCUCUGAUGACCCUAGGUUGCACGACAGUAAUGGAAGCACACUGCACUUGACAUCAUUACGUGUUUUUGAUGAAGGCCAGAAAUUGCUCCAGAUGCUUCUUGCAACAAAUUUCAAUGGUCUGACCGGUCUGCUUCAAUUUGACUAUGAGAGGAACUUAAUUCAUCCAGCAUUUGAUAUUCUUAACAUUAUUGGGGCAGUACCUCAUGGCAUAGGUUACUGGUCAAACCAUUCGGGUCUUUCUGAGGUUGCUCCAGAAAUCUUAAUUUCAAAACCCUCAAAUGUUUCUUCUGGAAAUCAACAUCUUUCCAGUGUGGUAUGGCCUGGUGAAACUUCAAAGCAACCUCGGGGUUGGGUGUUCCCCAACAAUGGAAAGCCUUUGCGAAUUGUGGUGCCGAACAGAGUAAGUUAUAAAGAAUAUGUAAUGAAAGACAAGGGCCCCCUAGGGGUGAAAGGAUUCUGCAUUGAUGUCUUUGAAGCUGCUGUAAACUUGUUACCCUAUGCUGUACCCCACAUAUACAUGGUAUAUGGUGAUGGUUUGAAAAACCCUUCCUACAACAAUCUUGUGAAUGAUGUUGCCCUAAAUAAAUAUGAUGCAGCAGUGGGGGAUGUUACAAUUACUACAAACAGGACGAGGAUUGUAGAUUUCACACAGCCCUUCAAGGAGUCUGGACUUGUCAUAGUUACUCCAGUCAAAGAAUCAAAAUCUAAUGCUUGGGCUUUCCUGAGUCCAUUUACCUGGGAAAUGUGGUGCGUCACUGGUGCCUUUUUCCUUUUCGUGGGAGCUGUCGUUUGGAUUCUUGAGCACCGAAUGAAUCAUGAAUUCCGUGGUUCACCAAGGCAACAAAUUAUAACAAUCUUCUGGUUCAGUUUCUCGACAAUGUUUUUUGCACACAGAGAGAACACUGUGAGCGCCUUGGGACGUCUAGUGCUGAUCUUAUGGCUCUUCGUAGUGUUGAUUAUCAAUUCAAGCUACACAGCUAGUUUGACAUCGAUCCUCACAGUGCAGCAGCUGACAUCACAGAUUGAAGGGAUUGACAGCUUGAUAUCAAGUACGGAUCCGAUUGGAGUUCAGGAUGGAUCAUUUGCGCACAAUUAUCUGGUCGAAGAGCUCAACAUAGCAGAGUCUAGGAUCCGGAACUUAAGGGACCAGGAAGAAUACGCUUACGCACUUCUCCAAGGUCCCAAAAAGGGUGGAGUUGCUGCCAUUGUCGACGAGCUCCCUUACGUCGAGCUCUUCUUGUAUAGUACCAACUGCAAAUUUAGAACUGUGGGGCAGGAAUUCACUAAAAGCGGAUGGGGAUUUGCAUUUCAAAGGGACUCUCCUCUUGCAGUAGACUUGUCGACUGCCAUUCUACAACUCUCAGAGAAUGGUGAUCUCCAGCGAAUUCACGACAAAUGGUUGUCGGUCAAUGGGUGCUCUUCGCAAUCCAACCAAGCCGAUGAAAGCAGGCUAUCUCUGACCAGCUUCUGGGGCCUGUUUCUCAUUUGUGGGAUAGCAUGCUUCCUUGCUCUUACGAUAUUUUUCUGUAGGGUGUGCUUGCAGUUUCGCAGAUACAACCCCGAGGAGGGGGAGCAGGAGAUCGAGGAACCAGAACCAGCUGCUCGGCCUAGACGCACAAUGCGAGCGACUAGCUUCAAGGACUUGAUCGAUUUUGUUGAUAAGAAAGAAGCCGAGAUCAAGGAGAUACUAAAGCGCAGGGGUAGCAGCGAUCACAAUCGACAAGCAAGCCACAGCUCGGAUGGCCAACUAGAACCGGGUUCACCUUAGGGGGAGAUUUUUUCAUUGGCCUGCUUGUUCUUGUUUUUGAGUUUUCCUGUCUGCGCUUCUUAGGUAAUAUUACUGAAUCUUACUAAAAAAAAAAAAAAAAACAGAAAAGCAUGCCUCUUAUAGUUCAGAAACCUAUGAUACUGAAAGUUUAGGCAGCCAGAUUGACCAUUUGAUGUAUAGAAUGUGAAAAAAUGCCAAAAAUUUGUCAAAAAUCUGUACUGUACCUGUGCAAUACAAGUAUGAACGAAUGUAUCCGUCAUUUAUUUCAGAAGGGUUCUUUGAGGUUUCUGUU